Molecule: messenger RNA, 762 nt
Organism: Lachancea mirantina
Lineage: Eukaryota; Fungi; Ascomycota; Saccharomycetes; Saccharomycetales; Saccharomycetaceae
Source: the annotation of a GenBank genome assembly
AUGGAUCGAACAUCUCUAGACGAACUACAAUGGAAAUCUCCCGAGUGGAUUCAAUCGUUCGGAUUGCGAACCGACAAUGUCCUAGAUUAUUUCUCGCAGUCGCCAUUUUUCGAUCGGACUUCUAAUAACCAAGUGGCCAAAAUGCAACAGCAGUUUGCGCAACCACGAGCGCCGUCUCAAGCACCAUCUAUCUCUGAGUUUGAUAACGAGUCGCCACACAGAAAGGCCAUCCUGUCCACGUAUCUUGUACAUGCUAUGUGGGAACAGGAGCUGCGAAAAUUGAAGGGUAUCGAAUACGUUCUUGCCUAUGUGCGCGAGCCCGACUUUUGGAUCAUUCGCAAGCAAAAUAGACAGAGCCCGACCCAUGUUGAGACGUUGCAAGACUACUUUAUCAUCGGAGCAAACGUUUACCAGUCGCCAGCGGUAGCGAAGAUCGUCCAAAGCCGUCUCUCCGCGACAAAUUUCCACCUUACUCGCGCACUAUCGACUUUGAGAUCAAUGGGUACUUUCAGACCCUCUCAAGGCGCUAGUUUUGCUGAUAGAGCGAAUCAGCCUCAAAUUAGCUCCCAGUCCGGGAGCACCACGGGUAGCACAAUGAUGACUGGAAACUCAGUGGGUCCUGCCACUGCUAACGGGCAAAGUGGACCUACCAGCUCUACAGAUCUUUUGAAUAGUUCGGGUUCGCAAACAGACUUGAUAACUCCAGAUCUCAUGGACCGCCUGUUGGUAACAAGCAUGAAAUCCAGUUUCAAGUAUAUUUGA